Molecule: messenger RNA, 3731 nt
Organism: [Torrubiella] hemipterigena
Lineage: Eukaryota; Fungi; Ascomycota; Sordariomycetes; Hypocreales; Clavicipitaceae
Source: the annotation of a GenBank genome assembly
CAUGACUUUUAUUUGCUUAAUUUUUAUUUAUUCCGGCUUCUAAUUAUUUACUCUAUAAGGAUCAUUCGGUUCUUGCUGCCGCCUUCGUGGUUACGUAAGGUUCCUGUGGUGGCACCCACCGGCCUGGCCUGUUGGUACCUUACAGGAAGAGCCUCCCUUUGACCUUCGACGAAACGCGACUACUGCGUGCGACGCGUCUUCCUACACUACCAGCAAGCCCCCGAACGAAUAAAUAACCUAGGCUGACGUUAACUACGCUGAACCAGAAUAUUGGGCUGCUCCUUAUUAAUCAACCAGUUUUUUUAAACAUACUGCGAGCGCAAUGGCAGCAAGACAAGGCGCAUCAUUCUCGUCCAACCCGCCCAAGUCCCACGAGAGUGACGAUGAGGAUGUAGAAAUGUCCAACAGCGCCGAUGACUUAGGCAGCGAUCUCGAUGAUCCUUCAGUGGAACGAGUCAGUCCCGAAAUUCUUGAACUCAUCGACGAAUUGGCGGAAUAUCUAUGCGAAGUUAAAGAAGAUGAUGAAGAGCUAGCAGCUGGGUUCCAGCGCAUUCCCAAUCGACGGGCAUUACCAGAUUACUUCGAUGUUAUCAGUAAUCCUAUUGCGUUCAGCACUAUCAGAGGUAAAAUACAAAAGAAGUUGUAUACCUCUUUCGCUGAAUUUGUGAAGGAUGUCGCACAAAUUUGCCACAAUGCACAGGUAUACAACCGCCCUUCGGCUCCCAUUUUUGGGGCGGCAGUUCGAUUGCGCGAAGUGUUCGUCAAAGAGUUGCAGAACCUCGCUGCGCAAGGCAAAAUAUCAGCAUCGGAUACAACAAUACCUGACCUGGGGGAACUUCCACCUGCGGAAGAAUCGCUCUCUGUGGAUUCUGAAUCUUCAGGAGAUGAAGAUGUUGACGAUGAUGAUGACGAUUACGAUGGUUCUGACGACGAAUACGGUGCCAGCACGAGACGUACGAAGUUACAAAAAGCUACAUCUAGUCACAUGGUCAACCCAAGUGAUGGUGAUGGCGACAUUCAUAAAUCUAAAGCGCGUCCUACGAUGGUACUUACACCGGUUGAGGCACGCAUCGCAGCCAUUUUGCGCGACCUUCGAAAAUUGAGAGACCGUGACGGCAACAUUCUGAUUGCACCAUUCGAAAGACUGCCGGAUCGUGCGGCGCUUCCCGAUUAUUAUCAAACGAUAUCAAACCCAAUUGCACUAGACAAUAUCAAGAAGAAGGCCAAACGUAAGAAAUACGUCUCCGUUGAGCAGGCCAUGUCUGACAUCAACAUCAUGUUUGAGAAUGCCAAAACAUACAACGAAGAUGGUAGCGCGUUGUACGAGGCUGCAGUCGAACUCCAGCUUCAAGCAAAAGGGUUAGCAGAGCAAGAAUUGGCCAAAUCAGAUGAUGAGUUUCGGGAUGAGAAUGGGCGUUUGCCUCUGGCUGAAAUACAUCACAAUGGCGAGAUCUGGGGAGUCGGUGAUUGGGUUCAUAUCCGUAAUUCGAACGACCUAGCAAAGCCAAUCGUUGCACAGAUUUUUGGCACCUGGCAAGAUCGAGCUGGCGAGCAGUGGAUCAACGCUUGUUGGUAUUAUCGACCAGAGCAAACCGUACACCGGUUUGAAAAACACUUCUAUGAGUAUGAGGUGGUGAAAACUGGUCAAUACCGCGAUCACCAGAUAAGUGAGGUCCUCGACCGCUGCUUCGUUAUGUUUGUCACGAGGUUCAACAAAGGCAGGCCCAGAGGGUUCCCCGCCAAUAAGCAAAUCUAUGUCUGCGAAUCACGCUAUAACGAGGAAAAGUUCCAACUUAAUAAGAUUAAAACGUGGGCUAGUUGUAUGCCCGAUGAGGUGCGGGAUAGGGACUACGAGAUGGAUCUUUUUGAUAUGCCGCGAGAAAUGAAGAAAGUCCCCAGCCCAAUCAAACACUUACUUCGCGACGACGCGAAGGAAACGGAUGAGCUCCCACGCCCGACAUGGGGUAGCCCCAAUGCACCACCCAUUGUCGGUGCUGUUCAUCGUCGAGCUCCAGAGAAAAAUGAAUCCCCUCCACCAAGUUCGACUUCUCAACCGAUGAACUUCAUGCCACAUGCACCUGGAGGAUCACGCAAUAUGUCAGAUAUGGUUGCUGCCCAGGGUAUGCAUCCGAUGGUAACCCAAAUGGCUCAUCACCCAGGCGUGCAGUCACCGGCUCACCAAAUGCAUCUAAGCCAGCAGAUGCAGCAAACACCGGUUCCCUUGCCCCAGAUGCAGCAGCACUUAUCGCCUGUCGUUGGUCGCACUAUGCAAUUUCAAAACAGUACACAUGGGUCCUUUGCCCCAAGCUACCAACAGACGCCUAUGCAAACUGGGUCCCAUUCGCAGGCAUUUCAACAAGUACCACAAGGCUAUGGUUCUGUUCACCAUCCCCGACCUCAGACAGUAGGCCAAUCCCAGACACCUCAUCAAGUCAAUGUAUACAAUCCUCCUCGGCCUCCUGAGGUAUAUACAUUACCCGACACAAUGAAUGAUGCAUUGCCAGAAACUGUUCGUGCUGCAUUCCAGCAUGAUGUCAAUAACCGUGUACUAUUUUUCACAUCUCCACCACUGGAUCGUGUCGACGAUGGUGUAGCUCCUGUAGACGUUACCCUGGGACAUAGCGCAAAAUAUUUGUCUGGGCGCCAGGACUGGCUAAAAAAGAGAGCUGCGAGGAAGUUCGAACAAAGCGAAGGCGGAAAUAACAUGGCAACACAACACUUGGCGAAGAAGGCAAAUAUGGCGGUCAUCUCUGGCUUGCAGCCGCAAGCCAAUGCCGCUUUAACGUCUUGGUUUCGUCAGAUGGAUAAAGAUACUGAGGUAUGGAAAGAUGAGACUGGUCUGUAGCGCUGUAGUUGAGGGAGGUUGAGAAUUCGCUGGGAGUUUCGGAUUUGCGACUGGAUUUCGAUUCGUGUAUCAGUCAGUUUAGGGAGUGUUUCACCAUUCCAAUAGUUUUUAAAUAUUGAUUAUGUUGAAGGUAGCCGUUUUCGGUAGGCAUUGAAUACUUCCAGUGGUUAAAUUGCAUCCUGGUUAUAUUCCACAACCUGCAGCUUUGUGGUGUGAUAUCUAUCCAUGAUAUAUUCGUAGACCAUCCACUGUAUUGCAUUGACAAAGAAGGCUCGAGCGCAGCAUAUUGUAAAUCCUUUGAAAAGCACUUGCCCUCCUUCUUUUCGAAUUGCAUUUUUCGCAAUCUCGACGGCGCCCAUGUGGGAUUUCCAGUCCUGUAUCGGCUGGGUCUGCACACGGGUCUUGAUGACAUCGAGAGGAAAUACACUGGCCCACGUCACGAUGCCUGCUAUCCCGCCACAUGUUAGUGUACGAGCAGCUGCUGAUUUGCUGCUUUCAUCCAACCCUGUUAUCGUAUUCCAAUGAUUACACAUGAGCUUGUAGGACCAGAAAUAGAACCCAUAUCCGAUGCUAUCACGCAAUGCAGUUAUAGUGCCUCCUGUGAACAUCCCUCUAAUUCCUUGCGAUUGCCAUAUACUUUUUGUUAUGUCCCAGCUGUUCCCGCUCCGUCGCACCUUGACCUGUGCUUGGCAUUUAACAAGCUCAGUCGGUGUACUCACAACCCACGUAGCCAGACCACCAACAGCUCCAGCCACCCAAGUCGACCAAAGGCCACCAUCUCGGCCGAUGCAUUGGUUGAUUCCUGCCUCAGAUCUGUUGUAUACUACGUAGAGUAUAGCGUUGAGGGCACCGUAUCCUAGUAUCGGGCCAGCACUUCCGGCUAACG